AAGGCGAAGGAACCCCGGCGCUACAGCCCCGAGGCCGCACUGUCGCGGGUCCCCUCCCCUGCGGCUGAUCAUUAACCAGGAGGCGGUAUAAGAAACAGCGGCCGGUGCGUAAGGGAGGGAAUCGUCUCCGCAGCCAUGGACAGCAGUACCUGGAGCACCACGGCCACCACCACCGCCGCCCCGGUGGAGCCCCACGAGCGCAUCCGCAAUCCGGCCGACAUCUCCGUGAUUGUCAUCUACUUCGUGGUGGUGAUGGCCGUCGGGCUGUGGGCUAUGUUUUCUACUAAUCGUGGGACAGUUGGAGGCUUUUUCCUGGCAGGCCGAAGUAUGGUGUGGUGGCCGAUUGGAGCCUCUCUCUUCGCCAGUAACAUUGGCAGUGGCCACUUUGUGGGGCUGGCUGGGACCGGGGCAGCUUCCGGCAUCGCCACUGGGGCCUUUGAAUGGAACGCUCUGUUUUUAGUGGUCGUGCUGGGCUGGGUAUUUGUGCCCAUUUACAUCAAGGCUGGGGUGGUGACGAUGCCGGAGUACCUUCGGAAGCGGUUUGGAGGCAAGCGGAUCCAGGUCUACCUUUCCGUUCUGUCCCUGCUGCUCUACAUUUUCACCAAGAUCUCGGCUGACAUCUUCUCCGGGGCCAUAUUCAUCAAUCUGGCCUUGGGCCUGAAUCUAUACCUGGCCAUCUUUCUCUUAUUAGCAAUCACUGGCCUUUACACAAUCACAGGGGGCCUGGCAGCUGUGAUUUACACGGACACCUUGCAGACAGCGAUCAUGCUGGUGGGAUCUUUGAUCUUGACUGGGUUUGCUUUUCAUGAAGUGGGAGGGUAUGAUGCCUUCAUGGAAAAAUACAUGAAUGCCAUUCCAACUGUGACUCUUGACGGCAACAUCACCAUCAAGGAAGAGUGCUACACCCCGAGGCCUGACUCCUUCCACAUCUUCCGAGAUCCCCUCAAAGGAGACCUCCCUUGGCCGGGGCUCAUCUUUGGGCUGUCCAUCCUCGCCCUGUGGUACUGGUGCACAGAUCAGGUCAUUGUGCAGCGCUGCCUCUCAGCCAAGAACAUGUCCCACGUGAAAGCCGGCUGCACCCUGUGUGGGUACCUGAAGCUGCUGCCCAUGUUCCUCAUGGUGAUGCCAGGGAUGAUCAGCCGCAUUCUGUACACAGAAAAAAUUGCCUGCACCGUCCCCUCCGUGUGUGAGAAAUAUUGCGGCACCAAGGUUGGCUGUACCAACAUCGCCUACCCAACCUUGGUGGUGGAGCUCAUGCCCAAUGGACUGAGAGGCCUGAUGCUGUCUGUCAUGAUGGCCUCUCUCAUGAGCUCCCUGACCUCCAUCUUCAACAGCGCCAGCACCCUCUUCACCAUGGACAUCUACACCAAGGUGCGCAAGCAGGCGUCGGAGAGAGAGCUCAUGAUUGCAGGAAGGCUGUUCAUCCUGGUGCUGAUUGGCAUCAGCAUCGCCUGGGUGCCCAUCGUGCAGUCCGCACAGAGCGGGCAGCUCUUCGAUUAUAUCCAAUCUAUCACCAGUUACUUGGGACCACCCAUUGCCGCUGUCUUCCUGCUUGCUAUUUUCUGGAAGAGAGUCAAUGAGCCAGGAGCCUUUUGGGGACUGAUCCUAGGAUUUCUGAUUGGGGUUGCCCGCAUGAUCACUGAGUUUGCCUAUGGAACCGGGAGCUGCAUGGAGCCCAGUAACUGUCCCACGAUUAUCUGCGGGGUACACUACUUGUACUUUGCCAUCCUCCUCUUUGUCAUUUCUAUCAUCACCAUCGUGGUCGUCUCCCUCUUGACCAAGCCCAUCCCAGAUGUGCAUCUCUACCGUCUGUGUUGGAGUCUCCGUAACAGCAAAGAGGAGCGUAUUGACUUGGAUGCGGGAGAGGAGGACUUCCAGGAAGCCCCGAAGGAGGCCUUGGAUAUAGAAGUUCCUGAGGAGAAAAAAGGAUGCUUCAGGAGGGCCUAUGACCUAUUUUGUGGCCUGGACCAGCAGAGCGGACCCACAAUGACCAAGGAAGAGGAGGCAGCCAUGAAGAUGAAGCUGACAGACACCUCUGAGAAGCCUUUGUGGAGGACAGUGGUGAACAUUAAUGGCAUCAUCCUGCUGGCUGUGGCUGUCUUCUGCCAUGCAUAUUUUGCCUGAGUCCUGGCUUUUCUGCUGCAGUCUCACCACGGCGGGAAUCUUAACUCAUCUCCCUUUAAUCCCACCCUGUGGUAUUGAAAGGAAACCAGGCAUUUGUAAAUUUCACCCAGUUGGACAACCGUGUACAUGUGUAAUUAUAGGCUGGCUGGUGGAAAAUCAUUAAUUUGUUGUUAACUUAUGUAUUUGAAGCCAGUGUGAUACAAUCACUGUACAUACUAGAGCUAAGGAAGGAAGGUCCACUCAGGUAUAUCCAGAAAAAGGCUGAGUAAGAAACACAAGCCUAGUGAUGUCUGGGGAAAGUCUGUUUUGUAAUCCUUGAGUAUUAUUUAAAGAGUUUUGGUGCCUCUGGUUCCUGCCAUUUUCUCCUAUCUGACUUCCUCCACAUCUCUCUCUCUCUUUUUUUUUUUUUUUAAAUUUAAGCAGUUUUCAAUUUUCCCCUUAUCCUAUUCCUCUCAAGUUUUUUUUUUUUCCUACCACAAGAAAAAUCAAUGCGAUAAAUUGGAUGAAUGCAGGUGCUAAGGAUGGGAGAUUGAUGAGGCCUGAAGAAGGCAGCACAUGCCCCAGAGAAAGGGACUUAGGCACCAGCUUCAGGCCAGUGGGGGAAGCAGAUAAUUUUGAAUCCAGGGGAUUUUCUGGUCUUCUUAAAAAUGCCCAUGGUGAGUUCCAUCUGUUUGGGAUUUUACUCAUUUCGACAUUGACUGUCCCUGCAAUGUCUUAGUCACUCAGUAAUCUUUGUUGACUAAGUGAAUGAUAAUGGGCAUUUAUUUAGAAAUAUUGGUUUUCUUUUUCCAGAAGCCUGGCUCUUGGUUAGCCUUUUCUUGUGGCUGCACAAAGUACGCCCUCUGGUGGCUAUGAUGAAUUGGAACGCACCUGCCAGAGGCCAUUCUGCCCCAAGGGGCUGAAGCUGACUUAACAUGGUUUUAGCAGCUGACAGCUGUCACCAGAGAAAGAAAAUGCACCUGCUGGGGGUGGAGUGGGGGAAGGGCAUAUCUAUAAUCUCAAAGCAGCUCCACCCUCCUGAAACACUGAAAUAUAAUGAGCUGGAGCUCAUCCUCCCUGCGAAUUCACAUGACCGCAGUUGUCCUUUUUCUGGUGACCUGAUUGGCGAUAGCCAACCCGUAAAGGUUCGAUUAGAUGGUGUGUUUUCCAGGUAGCAGGGCCCAACCCUUCCAGCUGAGAGGAGUGUAUUUCCUGUUGAGUCAGUUUCCCAGGGGGGAAAUUCUUUCCUUUAAUUUAACUUUAAUUCAUUCUUUUAAUUUCAUCUGUGAAAUCUCAAUUAUCUUGUAAUAGUAUACCAUUCAAGUUGUUAAAAAAGAUCACGAUGUUGGUCUUGAAUGAUUUCAGCAUAGCUUAGAAAAGAGCUUGAGAGUGGUCUCUGGAUAUAAAAUCGGUUCAACAGGCACCAGGAUGGCUUGUCCUUCCGGAGGGAAGGAAACUCAGAUAGCGUUAUUUGAAAUGCCUUCUCACUGCCCUGAAGCCAGGCAGAGGAGUGGGAAAAGUUAGAAUUUCACAUGGUGAACAUUCCUCAGAGGAUCUAGUCUUGGGUGGAGUGUGGAAUGUGUUUUCGGUGUUGAGAGUGGAAGGCUGGUGGGUGGAGUGGACAAUAUGAAGAAUCUAGAUUGUUCUGAAUUUGGUUUCUAGCUUUGCCAAGGAUUUACUGUGUAUAUUAUGUUAAAUUAUUUUGUCUCAA
This is a messenger RNA of Nycticebus coucang (slow loris), 3814 nucleotides long. RefSeq names its product solute carrier family 5 member 1 (gene SLC5A1). Bases 136 to 2124 code for a protein of 662 amino acids. Gene Ontology annotation, molecular function: D-glucose:sodium symporter activity. The record is from RefSeq and is a predicted model, not a curated record. The transcript has 15 exons. Gene Ontology annotation, biological process: sodium ion transport; transmembrane transport. Gene Ontology annotation, cellular component: plasma membrane. Lineage: Eukaryota; Metazoa; Chordata; Mammalia; Primates; Lorisidae.